GUGUCUCAUUCAGUCAUGACGCUCAACAUGAGCUCAGUCGGUUGCGCCGCCUGCGCUACAUGCGCCUGCGCUUCGAGCACCUGCGUCGACUGCGCCUGCUCCGUCUACAUCGCCUGCGCAUGCGAUCUAGGCGGAAGGUAUAUUUCCGAACAUGUCCGGAUUGCCGAUCUCUUUCGUACAGUCGCAGCUGAUAUGGCGGCGGUGCUGAGAGGCCUGCAGGCUGUGAGGGUCCUGCGCGGUGUUUGCCGCGUUACUCUUUCUCCAGUUGGCGUUUCUGUGCACGAGUGCAGGAGUGCCCAACGAGGUGUCCACUGCUGUGGUCUUCUGUACUCAGAGAACAGCACCUCCGUGUCCUCCUCCACACACCAGCACCGCCAGGCUCAGGCACCUGAGCAGGAUCCAAGUAGCACGACGUCCGACCAAGUGGGUCCACAGCCCAACACCAGCUAUGCCAACCAGAAUGGGGAGCAGAGUGAGGAUUAUGAGACGGAGGACCAGCUGCAGGCGCGCGUUCUUAAUGCUGCACUGGAGUUUGUCCCACAGCACGGCUGGUCUGCGGAGGCCAUUGCUGCUGGCGCUGAGACCCUGGGCCUGAGCUCAGCCUCCAGUGAGAUAUUCCCCAACGGUGCUGGGGACCUGGUGCUUCACUUUGUCGUCAAGUGUAACAACCAGCUGGUCCAGAUCCUGGCUGAGCAGCACAAGCGGGUCCAGCUGGGUGAGGCAGAACCGAAGAAAACUGCGGAGUUCCUGCGGGAGGCCGUGGAGACCCGGCUGAGGAUGCUGGUCCCGUACAUCGACACGUGGCCUCAGGCAAUGAGCAUCCUGCUGCUUCCCCACAACAUCCCCGAGAGUCUGAAGCACCUCUCCACCUUGGUGGACGAUAUGUGGUACUAUGCUGGAGACCGCUCCACAGAUAUGAACUGGUACACUCGUCGGGCAACCCUGACUGGCAUCUACAACACGACAGAGCUCGUUAUGCUACAGGACACCUCUGUCGACUUCCAGGACACCUGGGCCUUCCUUGACAACCGUAUCCGAGACAUAGUCAACAUGGCCAACACAGCCAAACAGGUGCAGUCGACUGGGGAGGCUGUGGUGCAGGGGCUCGUGGGAGCUGCUGUCACGUUGAAGAACCUUACAGGGAUAAACCAAAAGCGGUGACCAGGGGUGACAGUCCUGCCCCUCUUGAGGAGUCAUCAGGGGCUCUGGACAACCCACUGUAUCCAGAAUCUCCCGCUAGCACCCUAUGCUGAUAGCUUAUGACUUUCAUGACUCUCCUAGUGCAGGCCUGAUGACUCUGAGUCUAUUAUUAUAAUUCAGCUUUUGUGUUCCUUUAAGAGUGAAUAUCAGGGCACAUGGCUUGGUGGGAUUCCAGUCACUAUGAUUCAUUGUUUGCCCCACAUAUUGAGCUCUCUGGGUCUCUCUGCGUAAGCUGUCUGUGUGUUUAUGCACUGAACUGUAACUUUUCUCUGAGGUGUUUCUUUUGCUCAUGCUCCAUGAAGAGUUUGACAAUAAAGUGUUUGCUUGGCCAUGAGCUAUAA
Messenger RNA from Paramormyrops kingsleyae, 1541 nucleotides. RefSeq names its product ubiquinone biosynthesis protein COQ9-B, mitochondrial-like. Gene Ontology annotation, cellular component: mitochondrial inner membrane. Gene Ontology annotation, biological process: ubiquinone biosynthetic process. Gene Ontology annotation, molecular function: lipid binding. The record is from RefSeq and is a predicted model, not a curated record. Lineage: Eukaryota; Metazoa; Chordata; Actinopteri; Osteoglossiformes; Mormyridae.